Messenger RNA from Thalassophryne amazonica, 14991 nucleotides. It is a transcript of the gene hydin, whose product is annotated as HYDIN axonemal central pair apparatus protein. Lineage: Eukaryota; Metazoa; Chordata; Actinopteri; Batrachoidiformes; Batrachoididae. The record is from RefSeq and is a predicted model, not a curated record. Gene Ontology annotation, biological process: axonemal central apparatus assembly; cilium movement. Gene Ontology annotation, cellular component: axoneme.
AACGAACAACAAAAAAGCGGUUUGAUGGCGGAUUAGUGGGAACGCCGAAUAAAUCAGUUCCUCGGGGGAAUUUGCCCCAAAACAUACUUAUAAUGGCAUCUGUCCAGGCAUCUUCAGGAGCAAAUCCACAGAGGAAUAAAAUGCUUCAUCCCUCCAAUCACAAACUUGUCCAAAAAAGUGUUGGACCAAGAAAGGUGACUCCGUCUGUGUACGUCCAGCAGAUGUUACAGUCUUCAGAGGAGCGUUUGGCUAAAACCACAGAGAUCCACCCGCCACGCAUCCUGGAGCUGCUGAACAUGAGCAAGACCACACAUCACAAAAUUUCCUUCGUGGAUUUGGACCAGGCACUUUUCCAGCCAGUUCCUUCUGAGCUGAUCUUCCAGAACUUCAGUCCUGGACAGACCUACAAGUUAGAUCUAGUCCUCUUCAACAUUGACAAGGUUCCCAGGCAAGUGAAGGUGGAGCUGCAGGACUCUGAAUAUUUCCAUGUGUUCGGUCCAGUGGACGUGUGCAGAAAGGUCGCACCAGGAUUGGAGACCACUUACACUGUCUGCUUCACCCCAACAGAGAAGAAGGACUACCACCACAGAGUGGUCUGUGUGACCGAGAGGGAGAGGUUUGAGGUUCCCGUCCGUGCCAUUGGACCACGGGCCAUUCUUGACUUUCAUGAUGAGGUCCAUUUCCCACUUUGUCCGGUGAAAGCCUCAACUCAGAGGACUCAGCUUGUCCGUAACAUUGGAAAUGGCGAGGCCAAGUUUGAGCUGCGCACUCAGAGACCCUUCUCAGUUACACCCUCAUGUGGGACUCUUGAUGUCGGCAAGAGCAUGCAGGUGACUGUGGAUUUCAACCCCAUGGCCACAGGAGACCACAAGCAGGACCUGCUGCUGCAUUUCCACACCGGUGAGGAUGUGUACAUCAGCUUGUACGGGGCCUGUGAAGAGCUGAACCUCCAUCUUCAGCCUGACUUUGUCCUGCUGAAAAACACGUACAUCUCACUGGCAAGCAAACACACGGUGUGCCUCUCCAACACGAGCGACAUCCCUCUGCGCUACCGCUGGACAACUUGCUCCUUCCAAGAAGAGGAGAACGUGUCCUUAUUGAGAGAGUCCUCAGUGCUCCAGCAGGAGGAGGGAGAGAUGGAGGAGCACUCGAUUCAAUCUGAGUUUGACCCUGCAGCAGCCCAUCGCCGCCCGCUGUUAUCUACAGCAGCACAAGAGCGCAGAUGCCAGGUCUCAACGGACGACGUCCUGACGAUGUCACACAGCUGCAUCACUGUGGAGCCGACGGAGGGGGAAAUCUGGCCUAAAAUGACGGCUCACUUUGACAUUAUCUUCAGACCUCAGGAGGCCAAAGUCUACCAUCAGACAUUUUACUGUGAUGUCACAGGCUGUGAAUCUCGGUUACCUCUGAUCCUCAAGGGUGAGGGCAUCGGACCUCAGCUUCAGCUUGAUUAUAACCUGGUGGACACCGAAACUGUAUUUAUUGGUAGCAAAAACCGUUACGAGGUGGUGGUGUCCAACAGAGGGCUGAUUGAUGGCUCCUUCAGGCUGUUAAGUCCCAACACUGCCUUCGGUCACUGUUUCUCUGUCAUUCCUGAGGAAGGUGUUGUUCCCUCUGGGGCCUGCCAAACUGUGGAAGUCACCUUCCACAGUUGCAUCUUGGGAACUUUCUGUGAGGACUUGCUGCUAAUCAUCACAGGACAGCCUCAACCGCUCACGCUGACCUUCAGUGGUCGUGUCAUUGGUCCAACUUUUCACUUCAGUGUUUCAGAGCUCAACUUUGGAAAUGUUGCCUUUGGUUUUCCACAAACAUCGACUUUUACACUCUACAAUACCUCAUUGGUGCCUAUGACGUUUUCUCUGCGUGUCCUGGGAGACGGAUUAGGUCCUCCCAGUGUGACCAGUGCCACACAGGUGUCUGAGCUGUCCAGGACCCAGUGGCGAGGCUUUGCUGCCACGUCCACACAGACACAACCUGUGGAGUUCACCAUCAGUCCGACUUCAGGCUCUAUACGUGCAAUGUCAGACGUCACUAUUAAGGUGACACUCUGCUCCAACACGGUGAAGAGCUACAGGCUGGCUUUGGUCGUAGAUGUCAGAGAUGUGGGGAAGGAGAUUAUGGCUCUGCCUAUCACUGCCAGAUGUGUUGUGCCUGACGUUCAGGUGGAGACUCCACUUUUGGACUUUCACAGGUGUUUCCUCCAUCACCGGUACGAAGAACAGAUCCGACUGACAAACCACAGCGCUCUGCCUGCCUGCUAUGGUGUGCUCGACCAGGAAUUUGAGGAGGGGCCGUUGCUGCUUUUUGGCAGUGCUGUUCCCAGAGGACUGAUCCUCCCUCACAGUUCUGUUCAGGUUCCUGUCUUUCUGCUGGCUCAGGCUGUUGGGAGGCUGUACCGCGCUUUACACAUCGCUGUGUUCGGCAGAACUCAGCCGCCGCUGGAGGUGGUCUUAUCUUGCAUUGGACAGGGUCCAGUAGUUCAUAUCCAAGGUCGACAGCUGGACUUUGGCAGAAUCCCGGUGUUGACGGAUGUCACGAGAUCUCUGCUCAUGUUAAACCAGUCACCUAUUCCAGCCAGCUUCACUGCCUUCAUGGUCCGUGGUAAGUCUCCAUGGCAUGUUGAGCCCAGUGAGGGUGAAGUGCCUCCUGAGAGCCAGCUGGAGCUCAGGGUAGUGGCACAUCUGAAGGACACACUCCAAUUCCAUGACUCACUGAAAGUGGCGAUCAAGGACAGUCAAACACAAACUGUUACACUGUCUGCAACAGGCACAGGCACCACAGUUAUCAGUGACAAGCCCUUUGGUCCUAGUCUUGACCUCGGCGUACACUUCAGUCAUCAGGUAUGCCAGUACCACUUCAAGCUGACCAACCAUGGCCAGAGGGUAUACCGGAUGUACUGGCAGAACAUUGGUCCGGUGCCUUCUGCAAACUCUAGUCAAAACCACCUGCCAUCCAUCACUGCUCCCAGGAAGAAGGACAUUCUACGCCGUGGAUCCCAUGUCCCUUCUGCCAGAGAGAAGCCAUUGUUCAGCCUCAGCCCUUGUCGUGUGGAGCAUUUUCCAGGCUGCUCUGUCGACAUGGUGCUGACGGCAUAUUCAGACACCCCCAGGGUUGUUCGAGAGCGUCUGGUGUGUAAGGGCGUUAUAGGUCACCAGGGCUCUUAUGAGCACAUAAUGUCCGUGGACGUGACCUGUCACUUUGUUGCUCCUGUGCUCAGCAUUUCCACCAAGCAGCUGAAUUUCUACAUCAAGAAGGUCCGGGAAAAGAGUCUAAACCUCCUAUUUGAGAAGCUGGUCUUAAAGAACGUGUCCUCUGUGUCUCUGUCGAUGGAUGUCUCAGUUGUUGAGCCCUUCUCUCUGUGUGAGGCCCACGGUGCUCCCAGCUCAGUAACCAUGAAGUCCAUGGUCUUAGGUGAUGGGAGGCAGACUGAGUUAUGGGUUUGCUUUGACCCAGCAUUCUGUCAGGAUCACCUGUCGUGUGUUGUGGAUGAGACCCUUGUGGUGCACUAUGAAGGACACCCACAACAGGACACAGUUGAGCUGCAUGCUGAGGUCCAUUUUCCCAAUCUCCGCUUUUCUUCUACCACAGUGGAUUUUGGAUGUGUGCUCAACUGCACAGGAACUCAGAAAGACAUUACAAUCACCAACUGUUCACUGCUGCCGGUGUCCUACCGUUGGACAUUUCUGGUCGACCAGAAAGAGUGUAACCUCAGAAGGAAGACAAUGACUCCUGAACUGCCUUUGAAAGAAGAGGAGCAGCAGAAGAAUCCAGAAAAUGAGUCUGAAGACGGAGACCACGUCACCUCCUCUGACAAAGAAAGCAUCUCACAUGUGGAAGAGGUGUUUGAUGUCUUGCCGAUCUUUGGUCAUCUGCAGCCUGGAGACCAGCAGUUUGUUAUAUUUUCUUUCUUUGGUCAAAUCAAUGUCAGCAGAGAGGUGAUAGUACAGUGCCAUGUGGAGGACGGGCCAAUAUAUGAAGUCACACUCAAAGGAGAGGCGUCAGAAAUCACCUACAGUUUUGAUUCCACCCACAUUGACUUUGGACUUCAGCCGUUUGACCAUGUAGGAGAAGCUGAGGUGACACUGGAGAACAGCGGCAAGGUGGACUUUACGUUUAAAAUUAUACAGCCUGCCUGGGAAAUGAAAGAGGAAGACAAUGAGAUGAGAGUACAGGGGAAAGUCUCAGGAGAGGAAGAGAAGGAACCAAAUACAAGGCAAGAAAAGGAUAAUGAGCAAAAUAAGGAGGAGCCAGAGGUCAGACCAGGUCAGGUGGUAGUUAUCCCAGCCAGGGGUUCCAUUAGUCCUGGUGCAAAGCAGCGGUUGCAUGUCUACUACCUCCCAGGCCUCCCUGAGGCCUUUGAGAAGAGCUUUCAGGUGCAGGUGGCUUUUCUGCCCCCACAGGACAUCAUACUGACUGGAGUGGGCGUGUUCCCGAGGAUCAGCCUGAACCUGCCACGACACCUGCCAGAGGAGCAUUACGGUGAGGUGGCGCAGCGCGCCAGUGCAGUUGUAGAGGCGGACAGAGAGGAGCCGCUGAGCAGAAUUCAUUCUGCAGGAACAACAGACAUCAGCCUCGUCCCAACUUAUGAAGAGCUGCUUCACCUGGAGAUCGAGAGAAUACUGGUCAAAGAGAACGCGCUGGCUGUGACCAGCAGCCUCCUGCAACUCAAGGACACCCCGACGUCCUUCAGAAAGUGGCACAGACUUAGGAAGUUCCUGCUCCCAGAGUAUGUGCUCGAUUUUGGUUAUGUAAUUCACGGCAAAGUCCUCAGCCAGUCUGUGAAGAUCACCAAUACUGGAUCAGCAGCUGUUUCCUUCCAGGCCAACCUCAAGCCUCUUGCUGGCUCAGGUUUCAGUGCAGAAUUUGAAAGAGUGAAGAACCUGCCCUGUGGUGAGACGCACACGUUCACAAUUAAACUGGAAGCCAAAGGAAACGUGCACACAGGCAACACAAGUGUUAUAAUGCCAAUACAGGUGGCAGGCGGCCCCGUGGUGCCGGUGCGACUGUGUGCAGUGGUGACAGUACCGGCCCUCACUGUUUCCACGGACACACUGCAGUUUGACACUGUGCAGUGCGGCAUGUGUCAGGUGACCACCGUGCAACUGUUCAAUCACCAGCCUGUCACCUGCAGCUGGAGCAUCACUGAGGCAGCCAAGCCCUACAAGAAGGUGAAUAAGUUCAUGCCGCUUCAUGUGCGUAAAAAGGUUUUAAAAGAGCAACAGCCCCCUCCAGUGGUGUUUGAGCCCAUGCCCUGCUGCGGUACUCUGUCCUCCGGGGAACGGGUCAACGUCCAGGUCAAGUUCAGCCCAGCUGAGGGGCGCACAUACAGCAGUCAGCUGGUGCUGCAUUUAACUGACAGCACACACCGGGUGUUCAUUACAGUCCAGGGCCAGGGAGCGGAACCACACCUGGAGUUCUGUCCGGCCCAGCUGGAGUUUGGGCCUGACCUGCCGUCCAGCACCGAGUCUGAAGCAGAGGUCACGGUCAAAAACCGCUGCUCCUUCCCCAUCGAGUUCUACUCUUUAGAGUUCGACACACACUAUGUUGAGGAAGAAAAGAUUCUGCGUCUGAUGCAGGGUUAUGAUGAGCAGAACAUUUUGCUUCUGCCACCCAGAGCACCUGGUGAUCGUCUUCCCACAGAGCUUCUGGCGUACUAUGAGGAGUACUGCUCCCAAUUACAUGCUGAUGAGGUAAAGGUGAAGGGUGAUGUGCAGGACGAAGCAGACAGUGGACGAUUGUGUCUGAACUCUAGAGAAGAAAUGCUGACUUUAUCACUGAAACAAGAAAAGUUAUUACUUACAGACGUGGCAGUGGAUGAAGAUGGUGGAUGCCUGGAACGGCUAAUGAUGACUCCCGUCUCCAGAGCGAUCGCCCGUCAUAUGAGGGUUGAUCUGUCCCCUGAGGGUCUGGCUGCACGCAAACGCCGAGGCAUUGCCCUCAUUGUGUACGGAGCCCCUCAAACAGCAUUGGAGCAGAGCAGCAUGGCUGUGGAUUUGGCGCAUCACUACGGAACGGCGUGUCUGAGAGUUGAUGCUGUUGUUACAGAGGCGCUCACCAGUGGCACCUCUCUGGUCAGCAUAACUGCAAGACAGCUUUAUGACCGCACUGCUGCCGAGCAUGCUGGGAUGGAGGCUGAAAGGGCUGCUCAGGCCACUGACGAUAUCACAGCAUCAUCACCGGCUCCCACAACAACACUUCCGGAAGCCUCCGAUAAAGCUCCUGAUUCAGGAUCAGAAUCACCAAAUGUGGUUGAUGCCCAUUUAAAGCUCAGAGAGAACAUCCACUGCAACGGUGACUCCAGGGGUCCAAAGGGGACUGAAACUAAGACCACUGUCUGCCAGCUGCAAAGAGAUUUAGCCUCACUCAGUCGACUGUUACCUGAACAGGUGCUUGUUGAUAUCCUGGCUGAGAGGCUGCAGUUCAGUGACUGUCACCGCGGCGCUGUGAUUGACGGUCUGGAGUGCGUUUACACUCCGUCUGUGACAAACACUCUGCAAGUCGUCCUCAAGGCCUUUAAUGACCGAAAACACAUCUACGUCAUCAACGUGUCCGAUUCCUACGGAGCCCUGAAGGAGCGGCAAAGAACUCAGAGAGACGCUGAGGAGGCCCAGCAGCAGGAGGCAGCUGAGCAGGAGGAGCGGUGGCUGCAGGAGAUGGAUGAAGAGGAGUACGAUGCUCUGCCUGAGCAGGAGAAGGAGCGCAUUUUGCAGCGACACAGGGAGCAGCUCCGCCAGCAGAAAAUCAGGAAUCUGGAGCACAUUAAAGUCCAGGAAGAAAAGAGGCAAGAAGAGGAGAUGAGGAGGCAGAAGGAAGAUUCAAAAAAGAAAACUAAGAAGGUUGGAAAACGGGAUGGCAAAGAGGGAACGAGGAAGAAGAGCGCAUGGGGUGGAAAGCAGUCCGCAGAGCCAUCGGGGAGCCGAAGGACAUCUCUUUGUAACAACUCAAAAGAGCAUCUCACAAAGGAGCAAAAUCAUUUAACUGAAAAUGCAAACAACUUGCUUCAGAACAAAGAGGAGGAGACAGAAGAGACCAAAGGACAUUCUCCUCCACCUAUAGACAAGCUGGAGAGAGACAAAGAGAGCGAACGGACUGAAAAAAUCAAUCACACGCUGCACCGUCAAUCCACUGUGGAUGAGCUGGAGUCUCUGUUCAUUGGAUAUGAGAAGAGCCAGCUCCAGGUGGACCACAUCCUGAAGCACUGGGAUCGGACUCGAGGUCUGCUACAUGUCCCUUUGUUUGGAGAAGUCACAGAGGACAUAUCAACAGAGAAACUGACUCCAAACAGCAAGAAGACCAAGAAAACAAAUUUAAAGAAUUUAUCUCCAAUGGGCAGUCCCAUGGCAGCACAAGAAGACAAGCUGUCUCCACAGGAGUCCAUCCCUCACAUUGUCCUUAAUGUGGCAGGGAUAGACCACGCCCACACCACAGAGGCACUCACUGGCAGUGCCCUGCCCCCAGUGGAGGAGGUGCUGGAUAAUUUGGGCUUGGGACCGAGUGGUUUUCCUGUUCCUCCUCCCAUAAUGCUCUCCAUGGUUCCUUUCCCCAAAAGCAGGAUGCUGUCUGACUGUAAAGUGAUUUGUGACUGUUUCACCUUCUUGGUUCCUUCAAAGCCAGAUGAAAAUGGUGAUGAGAAUAAACAGGAAGAUAGACAACCAGCAGUCGUGACGGAAGCGACAGCUGCAGGACCUUCCAAAAGUCGCUUCAAAGACUCCACCAAAGACUACACCGCAUCCAAAGACCAGGACAGAAAGGUCCGAGAGACUCAGAAAAGCAAGAGACAAGCGUCAGUGCUGACAAAAGCCAAGAGACCCGACACAUCUGGUUCCUCAUGUUCUCAUGUCUCCUCGUGUGACCUUAGUGAACAUGGACAACAGCAGGAAAAAUUACAGCUCAAACGCAGCCGAAGCUUGGAAAAGUUCCGCUGGGUUGUUCCAGCCAAUGGUGAGGUGGUUCUGAAGAUCUGGUUCUACUCAGACACACCAGGAACAUUUGAACAAAUGUUUAACUUUGAGCUUCUUGGCACACGGAGAAGCUACCAGAUCCUCUGCAGAGGAAUUAGCACCUACCCGUCCAUCUGCAGAGACUACAAGACUCUUUUCACUCUGAGUAAGAAGCUGCUAAAAAUGGAAGAAGGGCUCCAGAAGACUUAUGUGGUUGAACGUGGACUUUUUGAGUUUGGACCUUUGCUCUGCAGCAAAACCAGAGACAGAUACAAGGAGAGUAAAUACCCUGAGAAUUCAGAGACACUAAUGAUCCACAAUGAUUCUUGUCUGAGAGCUGAAGUCCAGUUCCAUUUCCAGUGUGACAGCCAAGCCACCACUUAUCUACUGGACCCCCCAAAGAUGACACUGGAACCCAACCAGAACCAGAAGCUAACAGUGUGGGCCUACCCAACGAGACUGGGACAAAUCGAAGACAGCAUUGUGUGCUGUGUCAAAGACAAUCCAGACUUUGACCUGAAGAUCCACCUGUCCUGCUGGGGAGUUCGACCGGAGCUGGAGCUCGACCGCAAACAGUUGCACUUUGACAGGACUUUGCUUCACAGGUAUGACAGCCGCAGUGUGACGCUGCAGAAUAAGACAGCUCUCCCCGCAUCCUGGAGACUCCGGGGCAUGGAGGACUUAGGGGAUGAGUUCAGUGUGCCCCAGGACCAGGGUGUCGUCUUGCCCAAAUCAUCUUUCUGCCUGAGCCUCUACUUCAGGCCCAUGAAGCCACUCAACAUAAGGAAAACACUUCGCCUCGAGGUGUCUGAUGUAGAGAAGAUUCUCGGUAUCUUGCACACAGAAAACAUUCACGUCGCCGCUGAAGCCUAUGACAUCGCCCUCGACAUCACACCAGAUGGCUGUCUGGACUUUGGAAGUAUUAAAGUCUUUGAAGAAGCCAAGCUGACUUUCAAGAUGAAAAACCAAGGAAAAUAUGAAAUAGCCUUCAAGUUCACACUUGAGAGUGUAGACGGGCCACAUGUGUCCUCCACUUUCACAGUUUCCCCUCAGAGUGGUUCUUUAUUACCCAACAGCAGGCCCACAACAGUGAACCUCAUCUCAAGACCAACACAGGAGAUGUCCAUUCAAGAGCAGCCUGUGCUUCACUGCCAGGUGAUUGAACCCAGGACUGGAAAUGGAGGAGAAACCAUUGCCAUCUUAACCAUCAAUGUGUCACUGCACUCUAGCUUCGCCAGAUAUAAGAUCACACCUUCACGAGAUCUCAGCUUUGGUCCACUGAGCUUCGGCUGCAAGAGGAGUCAGAGCUUCAGUAUUGAGAACAGUGGAAUUUUUGAGACCCAUUUCACCAUCAGCAACAUGUCUGAGACACCGCCGAGGACAGGGGGUUUAGGUUCAUCUAAAAAGAGCCGCCGUGAGAGUUCUUCAGGGCUGCACGCUGCUGCCACUGGAAAAAUAACAGACACGGCCAUUCCACAGUCCUCUCAAAGCCUCCACCAUAAUCGCCUCAACGUGGGGGUGUUCUCAGUCUCGCCCCGCACAGGCGUGCUGCAGCCGGGCUCCAAGCAGGUGGUGACUGUGGACUGUGCAGCUGAGCAGUUAGGCAACUGGAAUGAGGGCUUGCUCAUUGACAUCAGUGACCGCGACCCCGAAGACCAUCCAGACGGGAUACCGUACAGGCUGCUGGCUGACAUUUGCAAGCCAGGCAUCAGUUUAGACGUGUCCUCUAUCUUUGAGGAGCACCAUCUCUGCAGUAGCAGCAGCCAGCUAUCCUCAGAACAGUUUUGCAGUGCGAGCAGUAUUUACGUUCUGGAUGAAAACAAAUUCAUCUUCAACAAAGUGCUGGUGGGCCGAACUGCUCAGGCUCGCUUCAAACUCACCAACAGCAGCAAGGUGCCCUGUCAGCUCCACCUGGCCAUCAGAUAUGCUGGCACUAAGGCAACCCGCAGUGUGGAGGUGUUUAAUUUGCCCAAUGCAACACUUUGCAUUCCGAGCCAGUCACCCUGCUUUUGUGCUGUCACCUUUACGCCACAGACUGUGCACCUUUAUCACGCUGUGUUUGAGGCAACGCUAGAUGGUAGCAGUGGUUCUAGAAUGAUGCCCAUGGCCAAGGUCAAGGUGCUGGAGUUUGACCUAAUGGGAGAGGGCACUCUCCCCAGUGUGUGUGUGACAAGGCCGGCUCUGAGGGAUCACAGAGGAAGUCCAGUGCUGCAGUUCAGGCGGGUGUUGGUCGGGCGUCGACGCACCCUGCCCCUGGUGUUAAUGAAUGAUGGGAACGUGCCGGUUCAGGUCCACCUCAACAUGCUGGAUAAACACAGAGUGUUCACCCUCAAAGCUGCUCCCAGCAACAUUUCCACUGAGGACGACAGUGUCUCAGAACAUCAGCUGGAUCACCAAGUCCUCUGUCCUCUCAGUGUUAAUGAGCAGGCGGCGUUUGAGGUUAGCUUCUACUCUGAUAAGCCACUGAAUGCAAAGGCAAAGAUAUCGUUGUACGUAGAAGACAACCGUUACAGCAGUACCAUCAUACGACUGGUGGGGGAGGCUUAUCAGGAGGUUAUCUCACUCGAAAACAUCAAACAGUCCUUACAACGACUUGAUGAGGAAGAAGUUGAAGAAGGAGAUUAUGAGGUGCUGGAUUUUGGUGACUGCCACGUAAACUAUCCCUGCCAAGAGAGUUUUACUAUGACCAACCACAGCAGCAGCCAGGUGGUGAGGUUUGAGUGGCCUGCAGAUGCACCCCACGUUGUCUUCUCACCUCAGGUGGGGCACCUCCAUGCUGGCUGCUCCAAGGAGGUGACUGUCACCUUCUGCUCAGAUCAUCCAGUGACUCUGACCAGCCAGCCAUCGAGAUGUAAGAUUUGUGAGGUGGUCUUCCAGCAGUCACUGGAUCAGGUGGCCGACUGGGACGACAGGAAGCGAACGGUGCAGUGGCUGAGUGCUGUUCCAGGUUCAGGAGCACAACCUGAGAACAAUAAGGUGGUGAAGACAGAUUCAGAGCCGCCCUGCUCUGUGCUUGAGGGCUCUCUGUGGGAGCUGGAUUUACGUGUCAGUGCAGUUUGUGACUACGUGAAGCUGAGCUGCAGCACUGAUGCCAUCCACUUCAAAGACACCAUGCUUUACCAGACCAGAGUCCAGCAACUGCAAAUAGAGAAUCAGGGCAGCGUCAAACUGGAGUACUCGUGGCAAGUGCUCAUGAAAUCGAGCAGCAGCAGCGAUGAACAUGACCAAUCAGAUGAGGCCUUCAGCUCUCAACCCAUUAGCAGAUCAGGAGGGGCAUUGGCUGAAUCCCGUCCUGGCAGCGCUCUGGCCAGCGUGAUGUCUCUUCUCAUGGGGGAUCCUGAACUGCCCCCCUUCAGCUUGGAGCCCGUGGUCGGAAGUGUGGAGCCCGGUGCAGUGCAGAAUUUCCAUGUUCGGUUUUCCCCUUUGGAAGUGGCAACGUUCCGAGGCGAACUGCUGUGCAGUAUUCCCAAUUUGCAGCAUGGGGAUCAGGCUCCCUGUCUGCUGAUUUGGGGCCGCAGUCUGCUGCCUCAAUGUCACUUUGAGCUGGAGGACUCAGACUACAUCAGCGCAAACCGCCGCAGCCCUGACUUCAGGAGCCAUCUGGAUCCCAACUCCAGGGUCAUAGAGUUCAACUCUGUUGGCAUCAACACACCUAUAAGAAGGUGCUUUAAAGUGCUGAACCCAACCAGUAAACCCUACUCAUUUAAGUGGAUCUGUGAGGACACAGGUCCAAGUCCUUUUCGCUGCCUAACUCCAAGUGGUGCCAUCCAGCCUGGGAAGAAAGUCGAAGUGUGUUUGGAGUAUGUCGCUGAGCAGCUGGAUGCGGUGGAGUCCUUCUGGAGCUUUGCCAUUGACACUCUUUCACUGUCCGUUCCCUUCUUGUUGGUGGGAGCAGCCAGAGAGCCGCUCGUCUAUUUUAACGUGGCUCACCUCGACCUGCGAGAUGCGCUUGUUGGUCGCAGAGUACAGCAGACUAUCGAGCUGGUGAACGGAGAGGAGGAGCGCUUCCACUUCUCUGUGCUGCCGUCUUCUUUGCACUCGGACGACCAGCAGUCCAGUCUGACUGUGCAGCCUGUGACUGGAACACUGGAGCCCAAACACAGGGUGCCGCUGUUGGUGUCUUUCAAGCCGUGCCAGGAGGGUGAGGUGACCUUCAGGUUGACUAUGAAGGUGAAAAAGAAGCUGGAGCCUCUCAGCCUCAGCGUGAAAGCCGACUGUUUUACCAUGGCCACUUGUGUCCAAGUUCAGAAACCAGAAGGAGGCUUUAGAGACAUCCCUCCGAAUCAACCAGACUCUUUGGAUUUUGGAAUGGUGGGGAUUUCAGAGAAAUCAUCUCUUUCUUUGAUGGUGACUAACUUGGCACGAUUCAACCUGGAAGUGAACUUUGACCUGUCAGGAGCCUUGGAGCUGAUCCAGUGCUUGGAGGUCAGACCACAGGUUGCCACUGUUGAGGUUGGAAAGCAGCUUCAGGCAACCCUUGUCUUUUGUCCCCGGAACAUGUGCAGCCUCCAAGAUGUCAAACUCACCAUCAAGGUGACGUUCGGGCCGACAUUCACACUCACGCUAAAAGGAGAAGCUGUGUCACUGAGCCUCAAGUUCUCCUUUACUAAGUACAACUUUGGAAAGUGCGUGGUGUUGGGUCCCGGCGCAGUAUCUCCCUCCCACGUUCUGCUGAUCACCAACAAAGGCAAAAGAGACAUCAGUGUCCAGUGCCAGUUCAAGAACACCCCCUACCUGCAAACCAGCUUCAGGCCAGGUGUUCUGACGCCUGGCGCUGUGAUGGAGGUACGAGUUACCUUCUGUCCCCAGGAGGUGUGCCGGUACCAUGAAAAGCUCAUCUUUACUCUAAACAGCUACAUCACAAAAUCUGUGGACAUUGUGGGACAAGGUGUCAAGAUGAAGCUGGAAGUGGAGGAUCCCAGGCAUAAGAAGGUGAAACUGGGCUCCAUAGUUUUGGGCCAGAAAGUGAAAAAACAAGUGACUCUGGUCAACCGCAGCGUGGUCGAACUUUCCUUCAGUCUACAGCUGAGCUCAGAGACACCGCUGGACCCCCGGGAUCUUUCUUUCAGCCCAGCAGGUGAACUACAGCUCAAAGCCAGCAGUGGAUCGUGUAAUGUUGAAAUCCAGUUUUCACCACGGCAGCAAAUACCUGCCUUCACAGCGGAGCUGCAGGCACACUGUGCAGGCCUGCUGCUCCCCCUGCUGACAGUCCAAGGCCGCUGUCAGGCUGUGGAGGUUCACCUGGACCGGGAUCACCUGGCUUUUGGAGCCGUCGUCCAGCGCUGCCAAACCAUGAGGAGGAUCUUCAUGAAGAAUGCUGGAGAUGUUGGGGCCAGGUUUCAGUGGAAAGUUGAGGACUUUCCUCCAGAACUGUCCGUUGUGCCAGUCAGAGGCUACAUCUGUCCAGGCUCUGAGGUUCCAUUUGAAGUGACCUUUGCUCCCGUGGAGCUGAGCUCUGACUCACGAUAUGAGAACCUGUCGUGCUGCGUGGAGGGCACGUCUUCCCCCGUGGGUCUCACUGUGACCGGCUCCUGUGUAGUCCCCUCCACUUCCAAAGACGUGUUGACCUUCGUUUGCCCUGUACGCGGUUCUCAGAUCCAAACCCUGCCGGUGUCCAACCCCACAAACCGGCGGUGCAGCAUCAGACCCAUUAUGGAGGGCGAGCAGUGGAGUGCUCCGCCAGCUUUGAUCCUUGAACCUCUGCAAACCAAAACCUACAACAUCACCUACCGGCCACUGAGCAUGACUGCAGAGGGAACGAAACACCAGGGAUCGGUCUUCUUCUCCUUCCCGGAUGGAACUGGGAUGCUGUACUCUCUUCAGGGAACCGCUGAGCCUCCAAAGGCCGAGGACACACUUCUGAACGAAGUUCCUGCUAAGACACACACACAGCUGCUUCCCGUCCACAACUGUCUCACGACACAGCAGAGGUUUCAUGUGGUGAUGGAGAUCCUGAAGCCAGACAAGCAUGACGCUUCAGUGUCCCUCAAGGGGCUAAAAUACAUCGACGUCCCUGCUCAGGACAAGAAGGACUACAAGAUUCACAAGAUGUCUUUUUACGCGCACAGAGAGGGGCAGUACAACGCCAAGGUGACAUUCUGGAAUGAGGUGUCAGGUGAGUACAUGUUCUACCAGGUGAACUUCAAGGUGACAUCUCCAGGCGUGGUGUCCACCAUCGAGCUGGAGGCUACUGUUCGUCAGACAGCCUCAGCCUGCGUGCAGCUGGAGAACCCACUGACCACGCCGACCUGCUUCACCCCUGAAUGCAAAUGUCCCGACAUCAGCGUCCCGCUUCAGCACACCAUACCUGGACUGUCCAAGGGGACCCUGAGCUUCGAGUACCAGCCUCUCCGUGCGGGCGAGUCUUCAGCCCGCCUCACUCUCCACAGUAACGAGCUGGGACACUUACACUACCAGCUGCUCCUCAGAGCUCUGUCGCCCUCACCGGAGAAACCUGUCCACUUCCAGACCCCUCUGGGAGGCAGCCACGCUGUCCUCAUCAAGUUCAAGAACUACUCCCACCUCAAGACCGAGUACUCCUGUAAGACAGAUUGUCCAGACUUUAUUGUAGACAAGAGCGUCGGUGCUUCAGCAGGUUUCCACGCCGGAUCAGAUGCCAGUGUGGAGGUUUGUUUUGAACCCCAUGGGAUCGGGGAGGUGAGGGGCAAACUCACCCUGUCCUCAGGAAACGGCGGUGAAUAUGUCUUUCCGUUAUACGGGACCUGCCUCCCUCCCAAAGCCCAGGGCCCCUUCAGCAUCAGGGCUGGCCAGAACAUCUCCAUCCCCUUCAAGAACGUCUUCCUCCAGACCACAGCCUUCUCAAUCCAGGUCAAUAACCCCUGCUUUACUGUGAAAGGAGUGGACACCAUUCCUCCCAAAAAGAUUUGUGGCGUCCAGGUGGCGUUUGCCCCAUCUGAGGGAUCUUCUCAGAGCCAGUGGUUUGGAAAACUGAUGGUCUCCAGCCAGCGAGCAGAAGGCCACAGCAAACCCUGCUCCUGGACCUUCUACCUGAAGGGUUGCUGCCCCAAACCAGGCGGCAGCCCAUAAAGAU